GACACGGGUUUGAUUCCCGAGGACUGAAAUAGACAAAUCCAUUUUCGUGAGCAACACGUGGGUUCCGCCGCUAAAUCCGACCAGACAUUUCCAUCUCCGUCUGACUUUUUCACUGCCCCUGAAUCCGACGGCCCACUUUCCUCUCGUAACAGUAAAUUCUAUUCGAUUCUCAGUUCCCAAUAAGCAAAACCACCCUGCCACCCUUCCCCUUUAGCUUCUUCCAAUUCUCUCUCUCUCUCUCUCUCUCUCUCAUUCAAUCCCGGUCGUCUUCGAUCCUCCUCAUCUCAAACCGCACAAACGAUCACGGACAACCCUUUCUGCAUUAAGAUCUUGAGUUGUUGCUUUGCAUAGUUCUCAUCAAAUUUUGGUGUGGAAGAUCACGUUGAUCAUUUGACAUGGGUGCCGUGGUGAAUUCCAUAGAUAAAGACGACCGUAUUCCAAAAGAAGCCAAGGAGAUUCUACAAUCACUGGCUACAGAGUGGGAAAAUGUAGCUGAUUCAACUGCCUUGCAGGUUAUCCCUCUCAAGGGUGCAAUGACUAACGAGGUGUUCGAAAUAAAGUGGCCAACAAGCACCGGGGAGGUCUCACGUAAGGUUCUGGUUAGGAUUUACGGUGAGGGUGUUGAGGUGUUCUUUGACAGGGAUAAUGAGAUCCGAACGUUUGAAUACAUGUCAAAGAACGGUCAGGGACCUCGUCUGCUUGGCCGUUUUCCUAAUGGCCGAGUUGAAGAGUUCAUCCAUGCACGGACACUUUCAGCAUCUGAUCUACGUGAUCCAGAUAUAUCUGCUCUUAUAGCUACUAAAAUGAAGGAAUUCCAUGAUCUCGAGAUGCCCGGUCCAAAGGAUGUCGUCCUCUGGGGCAGAUUGAGAAAUUGGCUGAGUACAGCCAAGAGAUUGUGUAGUCCAGAAGAAGCUAAUGAAUUUCAGUUAGAUUCCAUUGAAAAGGAAAUCUCUAUACUGGAGAAGGAGCUCUCAGUACUAAAUCAGCAGUUAGGUUUCUGCCACAAUGAUUUACAGUAUGGAAACAUAAUGAUUGAGGAAGAGAGUAAAACGAUAACGAUAAUUGACUAUGAGUAUGCAAGUUAUAAUCCUGUUGCAUUUGACAUAGCAAACCAUUUCUGUGAGAUGGCGGCUGACUAUCACACAGAUACCCCUCAUAUUUUAGACUACAGUAAAUAUCCUGGCUUAGAGGAGCGCAAGAGGUUUGUUCGUAUGUAUCUGAGUUCUUCAGGCAAUCAACCUAGUGACAAAGAAGUGGAGCAGCUAGUUGAAGAUGUUGAGAAGUAUACCCUUGCAGACCAUCUGUUCUGGGGCUUAUGGGGAAUAAUAUCGGAACAUGUGAAUGAUAUUGAUUUUGACUACAUGCAAUAUGCAAAGCAGAGGUUUCAACAGUACUGGAGAACGAAGGCUUUGUUAUUGGGUUCUGUUGGAUCUUCCCCAGACACAGGGACUGAUGGUAACCGUACUACUUAGUUCUUCUCGAGUUGUGUUCACUUGUAGUGAGUUAUGUAUACGGUUGGUUAUUUAGAGCACCUUUGGAUUUGAUUAGAUUGAAGACUAGCAGUUAUUGUUUGUUGCUAUGUGAUACUGGUUUUGUAGGAAAUAUCCCAAGUGUUUUUGUUUCUCA
Messenger RNA from Rosa rugosa (rugosa rose), 1626 nucleotides. RefSeq names its product probable choline kinase 2. Gene Ontology annotation, cellular component: cytoplasm. Bases 396 to 1472 code for a protein of 358 amino acids. The transcript is spliced from 8 exons. Gene Ontology annotation, biological process: phosphatidylcholine biosynthetic process; phosphatidylethanolamine biosynthetic process. NCBI's taxonomy places the organism in Eukaryota, Viridiplantae, Streptophyta, Magnoliopsida, Rosales, Rosaceae. The record is from RefSeq and is a predicted model, not a curated record. Gene Ontology annotation, molecular function: choline kinase activity; ethanolamine kinase activity.